AUUGAGCUCUUCGCUCCUUUGGAGUCAAACUGCAGUGUUGUGAUGCUGUUCAUCCAUGUUUGUUCCCGGGUUUUCCAAAAAUCAUCAGUUAGAUGGAGUGAAAUUAAAACUACGUUUCUCUCUGAGGCGCAGUGGAUCGAGCACUUUAUUUUAUUUUUUGUAGGUUCCUUUCAUUUUUCAUGUUAAUGAUUUGUAUUACAUCCAUCCCUUUUCUUGCUGUCGGAAACUUUCCUCUUGAAACAGAAACCUCUUCCUCCUCUUCCUCCUCCUCCUCUCAGGCCGCCUCUCAGACAGGAACAAUAUGGCGCCGGGAGGAGUGUUAGCUUCUAGACCAGUCGUUGUCUGAAAGACUGGCGAUCCGGCAGGAUGAACCUCUGCGCCCAGUAUCUGCGACAGGCAGAGGCCCUGAAGGCUGACAUGACAGAUUCGAAGCUGGGGGCGGCAGAGGUGUGGACUUCUCGGCAGGCCCUGCAAGACCUGUACCAGAAGAUGCUGGUGACCGACCUGGAGUACGCCCUGGACAAGAAGGUGGAGCAAGACCUGUGGAAUCAUGCUUUCAAGAACCAGAUCACCACACUGCAGAGCCAGGCCAAGAACCGAGCCAACCCCAACCGCAGUGAGGUCCAGGCCAACCUGUCGCUCUUUCUGGAGGCCGCCAGUGGUUUCUACACACAGUUACUGCAGGAGCUGUGCACCGUGUUCAACGUGGACCUGCCGUGUCGCGUCAGGUCGUCUCAGCUCGGCAUCAUCAGCAAUAAACAGAGCAGCACCAGCGCCAUCGUCACCCCGCAGCCCAGCUCCUGUUCCUACAUCUGCCAGCACUGCCUCGUGCACCUCGGAGACAUAGCACGUUACCGCAACCAGACCAGCCAAGCAGAGUCCUACUACCGACAUGCAGCUCAGCUGGUCCCAUCCAAUGGUCAGCCAUACAACCAGCUGGCCAUCCUGGCCUCCUCCAAAGGGGACCACCUCACCACCAUCUUUUACUACUGCCGCAGCAUCGCAGUCAAGUUCCCCUUCCCAGCAGCCUCCACCAACCUGCAGAAGGCCCUGUCCAAGGCUCUGGAGAGCCGUGAUGAGGUGAAAACCAAGUGGAGCGUGUCAGAUUUCAUCAGGGCCUUCAUCAAGUUUCAUGGCCACGUCUACCUGAGUAAGAGUCUGGACAGACUGGACGGGCUGCGGGAGAAACUGGAGGAGCAGUUUCAGAGGCUGAUCUUGCAGAAAGCCUUCAGCUCUCAGCAGCUGGUCCACAUCACUGUCAUCAACCUGUUCGAGCUGCACCACCUCAGAGACCUGACAGCUGACAGCAGUGAGCAGAGCUACAGCAGCGAGCAGCAGAUCAGCUGGUUCCAGCUGCUCGGGCUCUUCGUGUCCUUCCUGGGUGUCAUGUGCAGCCGUGCUCUGCUCAACAAGAGCCGAGGGGAGGAGAUCAUGGGCGAGUGUCCUCUGCCGGCCAUUAAAGUUUCUCUGGAUUGGCUCAGACUGAGACCCAGCGUCUUCCACGAGGCCGCUGUUGACCAGAGGCAGCAUAUCUGGCCCUGGCUGGUCUCCAUCCUCAACAGUUUCCAGCCCAAAGAAGACGACGUGUCCUGUUCCUCAGUGACGCCCCUGCCAGAGGAGUUUGAGCUGCAGGGCUUCUUGGCGCUCCGGCCUGCUCUGAGGACCCUGGACUUCGCUAAAGGCCAUCAGGGCAUCCUGGUGGACAGGGACGGCCUGCCGGUCCACACGCGACAUCAGAGACUCAUCAGUUUGGGCAAAUGGGUGGCUGACAACCAGCCGGGGCUGAUCCAGUGCAGGGUGAGUGAGGACGGCCUCCUCGUCUUCCUCACUGAUAUUCCAGAGCAGGCCAUCGAGGAGCCGCAGGAGAAGGAGGCGCCAGUGCUGCAGGAGUCGUCCAAUGGCGAUCAGGUGCCCAAUGAUAGUGGAAACUCUGGCCUGAAGUCGGUGUUGUCGGUGGGGAAGACGCAGAGCUCGUGGCCCGAUGGCAGCGACCGACCCGUCGUCACCUUCAAGGAGAACAUCAAGCCCCGAGAACAGAGCCGUGACGCGACGCGAAACCAUCACCUGAAAGACAGCGGCAAGGAGCGCCGAGACUUCGCCAAAGGCAACGGGGCCGCCGGGAAAGGAGAGCUGAAGAGGGACGGCAAGAGGAAGAGCGAUCUGAAAAAAGCCGCUCAUGACAAAAGUGCUGAUGCUGGAAAACAGGUGAAGGCGCAGACGGAGCUGAGGAAGACUCCGGUGUCCGAGGCCAAGAAGACUCCUGUCACUCAAAGUCAAACCACCUGCUCCUCCCAGUUUAUCCCCAUCCAUCAUCCUGGAGCCUUCCCACCGCUGCCCAGUAGACCUGGCUUCCCUCCCUCUGCCUACGUCAUCCCUCCACCAGUGGCCUUCCCAGGGCUUCAGGUGAAUCCGGGCUUCACCUUCUCCACUGGAGUGUCUGUUCCUGGACCUUUCCUCCAGCCUGGCGUCCACAGCCAGGCCGGCACCCAGGCCGGGAAGCAGUCCCACAUUCCUUACAGUCAGCAGAGGCCCUCUGGUCCUGGUCCUGCUCCUGGUCAGGGGCUGGGAUCCUCGGGCCAAGGCCCAGGACCCCUGAACCAGGGUCCCUCGCAGGGUCAGCAGCCCCAGAGCCAGCCACCUUCCCAGCAGGCUUUGCAACAGUCAGUCCAGCUGCAGGUGCAGGCAAUGGGUCAGCAGCAGUCUCCCACCAAACCGGUCCAGCAGGUCGGGAUGGGGAAGAGCCCGCCUCAUCACCCGGGGAUGCAGCAGUACUUGCAGGUCCAGGAUCAGCCUGCUCAGCUGUGGAACCAGGCUCAGGCUGCUCUGCAGAAGAUUUCUCCCAUGCAGGUGUCCAAGCAGCAGCCUCAGCAGCCUCAGCAGCAGCAGGCCUUUUACAUGGCGGCUCAGGAUCCUCUCAAACUGUAUGAGCACCAGCUGCAGCCGCCCGGCCAGCCACAGCUCUCCAGCAUCGACAAGAAGCUCAAGUACCCCAACGUCAAGCUGCAGGACUUCUACUGGGAGCCGUCGUACAGGAUAGGGGACGGCCUGGCUGUGAUGGCAGACAGGAUGAAGAGGCCUCCACCAGGGGGUAUCUGUCCUGAUCAGGACCCCUCCACCGGGCCCCGGGGGCCCCCGUUUGAGGACAACAAGAGCUCGCCUCUUCUACCUCCUGACCUGUUAAAAACUCUAGCAGAUUUUGAGGAGGAGGAGGAGCUCGUCUUUACUAAGCCUCCUGAUUUCUUCCAGGCCUUGGCUGGCCCUCUUAGCACUGCUCCUGGACCAAACAUAUUUCUGCCGAACCAGACCCGGAUGGAGAGUGGCCCUGAGGUCGUCAGCCAAUCAUCUUCCCUCCUGCCCAUGUCUGGCUUCCCCAUGCAGGAGUACAACCAGAACAGCAUCUUCAGUCGGGCCUACGGCAAGAACCUGCCGCCCGGCUCCAAGCCAGAUGCUCCCAUGAUGCACCAGGAGCCGUCCCUCUACUCCCUGUUUGAAGGGACUCCCUGGUCCCCCUCCCUCCCUGCCAGCUCAGAUCACUCCACCCCGGCCAGCCAAUCCCCUCACUCUUCCAACCCCAGCAGCCUUCCGUCUUCUCCCCCCACACACAAUCACGGAGCUUUGCCCUUCUCUAACUUCGGGCCCAUAGGUACUCCCGACAGCCGGGACCGCAGGGUGGUGGACCGCUGGAAGGCCGACAAGACCGGCGCAGUCAGUGGUCUUGGUCUGGACUACCUGCCAGCUGCAGUGUCCUCUGCUGCCUCAGAUACCAGCUGGCACCAGAGCGGACCAACUGGUAGCUCCUGGACCAAUCAGGAGUCUCCUAUGGAGGAGUCAUCCUCCACUGUGCUGCUCGACAGCCUGAAGUCGAUCUGGUCGAGCUCCAUGAUGCAGCCGGGCCCGUCGGCGCUGGAGCAGCUCCUCCUGCAGCAGAAACAGAAGCAGCAGCGAGGUCACGGCGCCAUGAACCCGCCCCACUGAACGGCAGGCCGAGGCGGCGCUUUGUGUCUGGACAUCACCAAAACCACCACCAGGAGAAACAGGAGGAAAAAACAGAAGUUUGACGAAGACGAGCUCCAACUAAAAUGGAAAAUUAAACCGGUGAGAAACGGUGGAGGCUGGGGAGGCGACCCCACCCCCCUCGGCUGUCGAGGAGCGGUGACGCCCCUCCUGGACCGGAGGGCGGCGGAUCUCUUCAACGUGGUGCCACUUGCCACGCCACCGCCGGGUUUCCUUCAGCCCGCGGAAAUCUGAACAUUGAGGAACACAACCCCCCCUCAGCCCCCCUGGUUUUGGACCGACUCCACACCUCCACAACUCCUCUCUCAUCCGGAAGAACUUCUGUCUUUGGAACAAAAAAUCAAAAUAAAGAGACCUCGUGGACGUCUGCUCGGUUCGGUCAGCGCCCGUCUCUAGCGCCGCAGGCUGAAGCGGGGUUAUUGUGAGAGAGCGAGGACGGUGUGGUGUUCGGGUUCAGGGGAAAGGUUGAGGGUGAAGAACCGGGGGUCAAAACAGACUUGACUUUCUGAUCUCUUAUUCAUUUUCAUUACUGAGGAGGAGGAAGAGGAGGAGGAAGGCUUUUUGAAGUUUGGAUGAAGGAAGAAAAGGAGUUGGGUCGGUACAGCUAUAUAAAUAUAUGAAUAAAUAUAUAUUGCCAUAGUUGGACUUUAAAAGGGCUGCUGCCAGGUGUAACCUCACCUGGACUGAGCGCUCGCUGCCCGACUGAUUGAAGGAAGAGCCCGGCGGCGUGACGACGGACGGCUUUUUGGUGUCAGUGAACGCCACGGGAAAGAACAGUCAGUGUGGAGGGAGCUGCGACCAUAACCACGCCGUCACCCUUAGGCAUAGCAUCACCGUUAGCUUCAAGAGAUUGCAGAUAUUAACUAACAAACUGUAUUUUGUGAUUUGUUGGUAGCAGUUUUAGCUUCGCCCCCUCCGGGGUGAAUACAGCUACGUCUCUUAGCUUCCUGCUUGGACGUUUUUGGGGUUCCCUUCCUCUCGGGCCUCUUCUUCCUGUAAUUUCUUUACUUACUGAAGAAAAAAGAAAAGUUGUAACCCUGCUCGCUUACUUAACCUGCAUUUACUGUUUGUUUCUGUUCAUGUUCUGCCUUUUACUAGUUUCAAGCCGCUCCGUCGGCUCUUCUGCCUGCUCCCCGUCCUGUUUCAGCGGCCUGCUGUGACGCUUAGCGCCACAGGCAGGUGUGUGCAGGUAGUCGGCUCGGCCUUUUCCUCGCCGACCACCACUACAGCCUGUACAGCAGAGUUUUAAUGAAUCCCCAGCAGCUCAGCUUUUAUUUAACCUGUGAUCGAAGCCCCUUUUUCCAUCGAAAAGUCCCCGAAAAGCCCCAGGAGCCAAACGCAGGAACUAAAAGCAGCUUUCUGUCCAGCUAACAGCUGCGUUUCUCCCACAUCUGAUCAGCGACGUAAAAAUAAGCGACACGCAGUUCUUGUGUUGUUAAAUUCUACUUUCCUUUCUAAAAUGUCAGCCCCGAGCUGACGUCCUCAGGAUGUUUGUUUUGGACCAGGACUCCACAACCCAAAGACGAGAAAUGAAAACGCUUGAGAAGCUGCGAGUUUGUGCUACUUUUGCUUGCAGAGUAACAAAAAAAUAACUUGAUUGACAAAACUGUUUCCUUUUUUCAUCAUCUGUCAGUUGACUUGCAGCUUUCAUCGUUUCUGUCCAAAAAAUGUUAGAAAAUAAUUUACAGUCUUCAGACUGCUUGUUUGGUCCGAUGGACGGUCAGCAUGACCGAGCCAACACGUGAAACGGCGAGUCGCUGAGUUCGCUAUCAGCAGCCCUGCGUUUUGUUAGGAAGGCGUCUCGUUAUUGUGCUUUGCUGUGUAAAGAUCAGCGACACUCUUCACCUGAAGGUCCUGAGGUCUUCCUCAGGCUUCCUGUGGUGGGAGUCGGCUGGACCAGUCAGCUCGCUCACAGACUGCAGCACCGUAACUUCCUGUCCAGUCCAAACCAGCAGGUCGCUGCGUUUGUACCGCCGUCGUUUUGUUCCACGGGAUUGAGAAGAAAAUGAAAGUUUGUUUUUAUUUUCCCGUCGAAGGCGUUUUAUUAAAGCAGACUUCAGAGAGACGCGUCUAUUUUCUGUGAUUGUGCUUUUCAUGUUGCAUUUACAAAAUGUAUUUGAAAAAUAAUAAAGUUAAAAUAUUAAUGAAUGUGAGGACAAAUUUGGCCAGAAGGAGGGAAAAAAAAACCUCAAGAUUGUUUUCAUGUUUGAAGCCGACCAUGUGGAUCUGGUUUUGGUUGCCUUUUGUUGGACUGGGAUCUGUCGGCGACAGUCCACUCUGAUGUUCGGGAGGUUUCAGGGCGGAGAGUCCUCGUCGGUCGGGGGUCUUUGACUGCGGAGGCUUUUUGUGUUUCUGUCUCUGUGUAGACGUUCAGAACUGGUGGAAUCAGCCUUUAAAUAAACGUAAACUGUGUUCUCCCCUGA
Messenger RNA from Scatophagus argus, 6437 nucleotides. It is a transcript of the gene smg7, whose product is annotated as SMG7 nonsense mediated mRNA decay factor. The transcript has 23 exons. Bases 367 to 3975 code for a protein of 1202 amino acids. NCBI's taxonomy places the organism in Eukaryota, Metazoa, Chordata, Actinopteri, Scatophagidae. Gene Ontology annotation, molecular function: protein binding; telomerase RNA binding; telomeric repeat DNA binding. The record is from RefSeq and is a predicted model, not a curated record. Gene Ontology annotation, cellular component: telomerase holoenzyme complex. Gene Ontology annotation, biological process: nuclear-transcribed mRNA catabolic process, nonsense-mediated decay.